This is a messenger RNA of Podospora pseudopauciseta, 1008 nucleotides long. RefSeq lists its product as uncharacterized. The transcript has a single exon. NCBI's taxonomy places the organism in Eukaryota, Fungi, Ascomycota, Sordariomycetes, Sordariales, Podosporaceae. The coding region runs from base 1 to 1008 and encodes 335 amino acids. The record is from RefSeq and is a predicted model, not a curated record. Gene Ontology annotation, cellular component: transcription factor TFIIE complex. Gene Ontology annotation, biological process: transcription open complex formation at RNA polymerase II promoter; transcription initiation at RNA polymerase II promoter.
AUGUCCGACUCCCACUCCCUAGCCCAAAUCCUCAUCCGCUCCGUCAUCCGCGCCUUCCACACCACCCAAGAAGUCCUCGCCAUCGAAGCCUUGGUCCAACACUCCUGCCUCCGCGACGACGAGCUAGCCUAUCUCAUGAAGAUGAACACCAAAGACCUCCACCGCCUCUGCGCCUCCCUUCGCGACGCCCGGUUUUUAACCGUACAUACCCGCCCGGAAGUCAUCGAGGGCAAAACCCGGCCUGUCAACAGGACAUACUACUACAUCGACUACCAGCAAACCGUCGACGCCAUCAAAUGGCGCGUCUACAAGACAGACAAGGACAUGCAGGGCAUUGCCAAACCACAGGACGAAAGCAAGGAGUAUUCCUGCCCCAGGUGUAAAUCCCAGUGGACGCAGCUGGAAGUGCUGGACAGCGUGAGCAUAGAGGGGUUCUUGUGUCUACGAUGCGAGGCUGUGCUUGAGAGGAGUCAAGAGCAGGAGCAACCCGGUCAUCAGCAGUUGUCGAGGAUGAAUAACCAGUUUAAAUUCAUGACGGACAUGCUGCAGCAGAUUGACAAGGGGCUGGUGCCAGAAUGCAGUUUUGACAAGGCGAUUGCGGUGGCGAGACCGAUUGUACGGGAGGCGAUGCAUGAGGUUUUGGCGAGCGUGCCGGUGGAGGAUGCGGGGGGGAUGGGGAAGCCGUCUGCGGUCAAGGGGUUGGCGAACACGGGGCCGAAGACGAUGCAGGUUACGAUCAGUGAUGGGAAUGAGGAGGCGGAGCUGAUUGAGAGUAGGAAGAGGAAGGAGAGGUUUUUGAGGGAGAACGCGCUGCCGAGUUGGAUUACGGAUAGCUCGGUGCCGGCGCCGGCUGCGACGGCUGCGCCCCCGGUGGUGAGCUUUGAGAUGAGGGAUGCGGAUGGGGGGGAUGGUGGACGGGCGGGGAAGAGGGUGAAGGUGGAGGGGGAGAUGAGCUUUAAGAUGGAGGAGGAUGAGGAGGAUGAUUUGGAGUUUGAGGAUGUGGUUUAG